AAGUUGUCGUCCCUUUUUUCCUUAUAUGGUUACGCACGAAGUUGAUUGACAGAAAAACACGCCCCCUCGAUUCGCGGCCAUUCGCAGACACUACGCUGGCUCCACACUCUGACUGACACAGUAACCUGUGCGCUGCUGUGCUCCCCUUCCUGAAACAUUGUGAGGAAAGAAAACAAAUCUGCAUGGAUGGAUCCUUUACUUUUCAAAAUAUUUUAGUAUCAAUAGUGAACUGAAACGUUUCGGUUUUCGCGAUUGAUCUGAAUGUUUCAGUCGCUCGCGCUGAAGCGAACGCGGAUUCCUCGCGCAGAGAAUCAAAGUCUCUCAAACGCACCGUUUAGCUGCACAAACAUGGAUGUUCUGGCCAAUUACAGUAUUUUUCAAGAACUUCAACUUGUUCAUGACACUGGCUACUUCUCCGCGAUGCCGUCUCUGGAGGAAAACUGGCAGCAGACAUGUUUGGAGUUGGAACGCUAUCUGCAGACAGAACCCAAACGACUCUCUGACCUUUUUGAUGAGGAACUAGACGGCCUCCUUACUCCCUCCUUCAUGAAGGAAGAUGCGGAUGAAGACCUGUUAGACCCCCUCCUUCCCGGCCUCAACAACCCCCCCAGUCCUCCUCCUCCUCCUCCUCGCCUCACCCCACGCAAAGAAACUCUCUCCUCCACUUCCUCUACUGUGACCUCUCCAGACAUCGCCUUAGGGGUCAACGCAGCCCAGCUGAAUGCCGUCACCUCCCUGACACCUCCCUCAUCCCCAGAACUGGGCCGUCACUUAGUCAAACCCACCCACACACUCAGUGCCUCGCCCGACGGGACCCUCACACUCAAGCUAGUGGCCCGAAAGGUGGGCUUGAGUUCUGCCAAGCUGGUGACGGCUCACCCGGUCCCACUUUCUCCCCAGCACGGCAGCAGCGGAGCACAGAGCGACGGAGAACAGGGCGGCACCUGCACCAUGGGAGCUGGCGAGAUGGCAGAGAACAAGAAGAGGGUCCAUCGCUGCCAGUUCAACGGGUGUCGGAAGGUCUACACCAAGAGUUCACAUUUGAAGGCACAUCAGAGGACACAUACAGGGGAGAAGCCAUACAAGUGCUCAUGGGAAGGCUGUGAAUGGCGGUUCGCGAGAAGCGACGAGUUGACAAGGCACUACCGCAAACAUACCGGCGCAAAGCCUUUCAAGUGCAAUCACUGCGACAGGUGUUUCUCUCGAUCUGAUCACUUGGCACUGCACAUGAAGAGGCACAUCUGAGGAGGAGGAGGUGGCAAAAUGGCGAGGUGGAGGAAAAGAAGGAAGGUAGAUGGAGAGACGGAGAGGGAUUAUGGAAAGAAGCCGGAUACCACUCAGGCCGUUCGCUCAUCCCACCAGAGAGUGGCAUCCUGUAGGGGAACCAAUCAGCAUGGGCUGAACUCAGACCAGGUCUUGAGGUUUAGUCAGCCACGUCUGACCACGAGGAUGAAAAUUCGGAGGUCUACAGAUCUGAGAAGGUGGUAUGACAUCUUAUGUCACUUAAAGACAACGUGCUUCAGUAGGUAUUUGCCUAAUUCUCAAAACAUCAAUGACUUGAUUUAGAUACUAUAUUGCGUUCCAACUUCUCUGAGAACCAUUUAAAGCUUUCAGCAAUUUACAUAAAGUAUGCAGAUUGUCACAAACAGACCAGCUACCAAUGCAUCUGGUUUGAUUUACUGCACGUGGCGUGCAGGAAGUGUCCCAAAAUCAUCUUCUCAAGAACCUUUUGGAGAACAUAGUAGCAAUAGGAUGCCAAUACAAAGAGAUGGAUUUUUCUUUGUUUCCCAUUUUGAGCAAAGAUUAUAAUUCUGCUUUGAUUCCACCAAUCCACAGCCAAGAUGUAAAGUGGAGCAUCCAUCCAAAAAAAUCUGGAUUUCAAAGGUAAAGUGGAAUCACCCAUCGCUCAAAUGUGAAUCUGACUGGGGGCAGUGGAUGAAACACUCUAACACUACCUUUUUCGUAGACAGACAAAUCUCUCUCUUUCACGUCCCUCAUUGCCAACCAACAGCUGCGCAGCGACACUUUGAGACUUUUUAUAAAGGAAAAAAAAAAUUAAAAUAAAAAAGAGAUCUUUUUGAAUGAUGAUUAUGUUAUAUAAUUCAGAAGACAUCUUUUUUGCUUUUCUCCUGUGGAUGUGUACAAAAUAGAAAAAUAAUUAAAAAUGGACCAAAAAAAAAAAAACUGCCAUAUGCACAAGCGUAGAGUAGUGGAUUCUACACUGGCACAGACGCAUCUGAGGUGGACUUCAUUUCUAUAGAAACGCAAACUUUUAGUGGCGAAAAGAAGAAAAACAAUGUUGUUGUUGCACACGUUUUGAGCAUUACUCAACAUUAUUUAUGACCCAUGAAACGUAAUCCCAUAAACUUGGGUUCCUUCGGGAUUUCUAGGACUAGCAUGAAAUGAGAAAAGCACCAUGGUUUAUCUGCCGACUUCACUACAGAAUAAUGACUUCCAUCAUUCAAGGCAGAGAUUUGCAAUCACAACGUUUAGAUUUUGUAAAUGCAUCAUAGUAUGUCCUGAAAAACUGUCCGGACAGACAUUUCCCAUCAGUUAUUUUAGUUUGCACGGAUGGAAGCAUUCGCUGGUCCUGCAGGUGACAUCUACAUGUUUAGACUUGUGAUGUUUUUUUUUUCUUACACAUUGCAUAUCUGCCUUGUGUUCCCAGUAAAAACAGCUGUACAGUGUGUAAAUUGUAUAGUAAAAGUGAGGUUUAAAUUACAACGUACAAUCAAGUGUGGGAUCGAAAGUGUUCCUGAAUGUAAGGUUGUUUGAUUGUGGACGGCCCUGCACUUAUGCAAUCAUUCAGACCACGGAAAGGACUUAUCUGCUCAAGAUAGAUCCCAUUGUGGCUCAUGCAUGAAGAUCUACACAAAUGCAUGUUGAUGAAGGAAUAAUUCACAUCAGAUGAGAAAUCGGUCAUUGUUUACUCACCCUAAUGUCAUUCUAAACCAGUAUGACUUUUUUUCCUUUAUGGAAUGCAUUAGAUGGUUAGAAGAAUUUCAAUAGCAUUCUUCUUCCUACAGUGAAAACAGGACGCUGUCAAACUCCAAAAGAAUGACAUGGAAGC
Molecule: messenger RNA, 3070 nt
Organism: Carassius carassius (crucian carp)
Lineage: Eukaryota; Metazoa; Chordata; Actinopteri; Cypriniformes; Cyprinidae
Gene: klf7a
Product: Kruppel like factor 7a
Exons: 4
Coding region: 262-1245 (327 amino acids)
Biological process (GO): regulation of transcription by RNA polymerase II
Molecular function (GO): DNA-binding transcription factor activity, RNA polymerase II-specific; RNA polymerase II cis-regulatory region sequence-specific DNA binding
Source: RefSeq, a predicted model, not a curated record